GACCCUUCUCUCUUCCACUACUUGCGCUGCUAGGAAGAAGGAGUGAUCGGAAGUAUGUUGUAAUGAAACAGGGGGAAAUCUUUACAUCAAGGAAGGAUCGAAAAGAGGAGGGAGUGAUAUGUGAUGUUAUGGCAUCUGAAAGGGGAUACAGAUGGACUGUUUGUGCUGUGAUUGUUCUUUUGAUAGCUCUAUGUGCAGCCCAUAUGACAGAUCGACCUGCCCUUUCUCACCCUCACCGCAAGACUUCUGUCCUGAAGAUGGAUGAGGCCGCCCUUUCGGUGGUCAAUGAGAUCGAGAAUGAAAUGAUGUUAUAUGUGCUUUCUGAUCACUGCUAUCAGUGUUUGCCCCAGCCGUUGGGAAUAUUACCUGCAAGGCCAGUUUCUGGGACCCCCACUACAGUAGGGUUUGUUGUAAGCACACAACACGCUUUGACACUUCAGCUCAACAGCACCUCUGCAAACCUGGAGCAAUGCAAUGUUCACUUCCACUUUGGGGAGCAGGGGAACUAUUCUCUUUGGGUGAAGAACCUGAAUGAGGCGUCGCAGGUCAGCUGCACUAUGAUUACUGAUUCAGAGCCCAUCAACAGCUACUUGCCCAUUUUGUUCGCUUUUCUGGCAUUUGCUUUUCUGGCUGUAUUAUCUGCUAUCUGGAACACAGUUAAAAGGCUGGAUGUGGUGACAAAUCUACUUAUUCGCUUGGGAAGCACAGUGGAGACAGAGAGGCUGAUAAACUCGGAGCUUGGCACUCCAAACAGAUUGGUAAAUGCCUCCACGGAAUCGAUAAUUCCUGCCACUACAGGACGGAGGCUUCGUUCUUUGGAUACUUUCCGUGGCCUUGCUCUGGUCAUUAUGGUGUUUGUCAACUACGGAGGUGGACGUUACUGGUUCUUUAGGCAUGAAAGUUGGAAUGGGCUCACAGUGGCUGAUCUCGUGUUUCCUUGGUUUGUGUUCAUUAUGGGUACUUCUAUUUGUUUGUCCCUGAGCGGUUCAAUUCGCAGAGGUGUCAAACGCACUCAUCUUCUCUGGAGGAUUGUCUCGAGGAGCUUACAACUCUUUCUUAUUGGAGUCAUCAUCAUCAAUCCUAACUACUGCCAAGGACCCUUAUCUUGGGACUCUUUGCGUAUUCCUGGCGUAUUACAGCGUCUGGGCUUCACGUAUCUUGUUGUCACUGUCUUGGAUCUUGUGGUGGCCAAGGACAGACUAACCAAUCUGUCAAGUGAAACAUGCUGGUACUCGGUGCAUGAUGUCUGCCUCUACUGGCCCGCAUGGCUGUGUGUGAUUGUCUUAGAGACGAUAUGGUUAUGUUUGACCUUCCUCCUCCCGGUGCCAGACUGCCCAACUGGUUAUUUGGGUCCAGGGGGCAUUGGUGACUUUGGCCUGUACCAAAACUGCACUGGUGGAGCUGCAGGUUACAUUGAUCGCUGGUUGCUCGGAGAUAACCAUAUUUACCAGACACCUUCAUCACGGGUUGUAUAUCAGUCUAUGAUGCCCUUUGACCCUGAGGGUGUUUUGGGAAGCAUCAACUCCAUAUUGAUGGCUUUUCUGGGUCUUCAGGCAGGGAAAAUUCUGCUGCAUUACAGGGACCAACACAAGCAAAUAAUCACACGAUUUCUCAUUUGGGGAUUCAUACUGGGGAUCAUCUCAGCUGUAUUGACCAAGUGCUCCAGAAAUGAAGGCUUCAUCCCUGUCAACAAAAACUUGUGGUCUUUUUCGUAUGUGACGACCCUCAGCUGUUUUGCUUUUGUGACUCUGGUUUUUUUUUACUACACGGUGGAUGUAAAGAAGUGGUGGUCUGGAGCUCCUUUCUUCUACCCUGGUAUGAAUUCCAUCUUGGUGUAUGUGGGACAUGAAGUGUUUGAGGAAUACUUCCCUUUUCGUUGGAAGAUGGCCAAUAGCCAAUCACACGCAGAGCACCUAGCACAGAACCUCCUGGCCACCUCUAUAUGGGUGUUCAUAGCCUACCUGCUCUACAGGAAGAAGAUCUUCUGGAAGAUUUAAAGGCAUAUCUGUAUCCUGCAGAUUUUAGGACCUGCUCUUCAUUGUGAAAGAGAUUUUUUUUUUUUUUUUUUGAUAUUUUUAGAUGUAGAAAAUCAGCAGAUCUCUGAACAUCUGUGGGGAGACAAAAACUCACAUGUGAUCCAGGAAUAGAACUUAGCUAUUAUUUGAGAAGAGCAGAAGGAAGAGAAAAGAAGAUCACAUGGCAGUGCAAAGAUACCUCUUUUUGGAUUCAACCAAGCCUUCAAAAUGAAUGACAAGAUGCCAUGGGCAGAUUCUGCUAAAUUCUAAUUCAGUCUACUGGUUUUGGGUUAAUUAAUGAUGUUUUGAAGCAUAGUGAUGCGUUAUGAUUGGAUUUGGAAUUUCCUCAAUUCUGAACGUUUCAGGGCUAAGUUAGGUUUAGUUAAAUAAUAGAUUUCAGCAAUUGUGAAACUAUAAGCAAAUACGAAGGAAUGAAAACCCCAAACUGCCAAAAAAAAAACAGUCUUCCAUCAAGGUCUACAAAAUAUGCUGAAAGAUCCACUAUUAAGGCAAAAUAAUGUUACACAAUUUUAGGUUUAAUUUUUAAUGUCAUGAACACUCUGGGACUUUUUUUUUUUUUUUUGUGGACUCUUUAUCUCUUUUUUUUAUACUGUGGUUUUAUUCUUUAUAUCGUAAGAUCAAAGUUUCAUGGUAAGAAUAGGAUGUAUGUGUGUGUUCUGCCUUCUCAAAAACUCAGGAGAUUUGCACAACUUGGGAGUGCCAAAUAUAGUGUUAUGCUUUCUCAGAUAAAACCAUGUCCUUGUUUAUUACAAUUUACCAAUAACUUGUAACCUCUCCCAAAAACAUACAUCAAAUUAAAAAACAACAACAAAAAAAAAACACUAAUCACUGACAUAUUUCCCAUACACAUUGCUGCUUAAGAAAAUAAUUGUUCCAAGAGAAGGGAAAAUAUUGAUCCACCACCGUAUUUGUUGCCGACUCGAAAAAUCUAUUCCAUUUUUGUUACGGAUAAUGGAUAUUUUACAGAUGUAUGAACUACAUUUCCUCAUGUUUAUCUUUGUUUUAUCAACAUGGGAUGUGGUAAAAAAUAAAUCUUUUUUUGCCAUUAAA
Rhinichthys klamathensis goyatoka is the source of this 3086-nucleotide messenger RNA. It is a transcript of the gene hgsnat, whose product is annotated as heparan-alpha-glucosaminide N-acetyltransferase. NCBI's taxonomy places the organism in Eukaryota, Metazoa, Chordata, Actinopteri, Cypriniformes, Leuciscidae. The coding region runs from base 63 to 1997 and encodes 644 amino acids. The transcript has 18 exons. The record is from RefSeq and is a predicted model, not a curated record.